Messenger RNA from Cydia amplana, 1895 nucleotides. RefSeq names its product zinc finger protein 14-like. The transcript is spliced from 11 exons. Gene Ontology annotation, biological process: regulation of transcription by RNA polymerase II. The coding region runs from base 87 to 1895 and encodes 602 amino acids. Lineage: Eukaryota; Metazoa; Arthropoda; Insecta; Lepidoptera; Tortricidae. Gene Ontology annotation, molecular function: RNA polymerase II cis-regulatory region sequence-specific DNA binding; DNA-binding transcription activator activity, RNA polymerase II-specific; zinc ion binding. Gene Ontology annotation, cellular component: nucleus. The record is from RefSeq and is a predicted model, not a curated record.
GACCACCUGAAGUUCUGAAGACUCUAUCUCCGCCCCAGUGGUUCUAUAUCGUAUUAAACAAAUGUUCUGAUUAGCAUCUUUAAAACAUGAGCGCUCACAGUGGAGCUCCAAACGCCUUUUGUGCGACAUGUCUAAGCCAGGAUAGGCAAAUGUUUACACCGCCGUUACACCACAUCAGACCCGUUUCUAUGUUCUAUAAAGAUUUGACGCUGACAGAAAACGACAAGAUAUGCUGGGAGUGCAACCAUUUUGUUAUAAAAAUGGUCAACUUUAAAGACAGAGCCCUAAAAGCACAGCAUACUCUUGCAGCCAUGAUAAAUAAACAACCGACCUCACUCCAAAGUCUAUCCAAACUAACAAUAUCCAAUCGCCACAACUUGGAAAUAACAAACCCACCAAAAAAAACAGAACCUACAGAACACCGAGAUCCCCUUCUUAUAGAAAGAUUAAAAUCCGAGCCCGACCCAGAUAAUGUAGCACCAAGUGAAUGGAACAUGGACCCUGAUCCCGCGGAACCCGGAGAUACUGAUGGAAAAGUUAUGUUUGAAGUGUAUGAACAUGAAGUUAAUCCACCGGAAAGGCUUGUGGUUAAAAUUGAACCUCUACCUGAUAGACAUGAAAAUGCUGAAGUUAGUGAUGCUAGUGUGUCACAAGAUCCUGUACCUCAAAGGCGUGAUAGCGGUGGUGUUUGGGAGACUAUGUUAAACCGUGAACCGGUGCCUAUGAGAAAUGAAAGCGCUGGGGUAUGGGGUGGAGUCGGGUUUGCGGAUGCAACGCUAAUGUCACUCUUAAAUAGGAAACACGUUUCAUACCCACCACCAAUAAGCGUAGUGCCCCAACGAAAACUACCAAUGAUGGAAGUUCCCACGCUGAGAAUCCUACCAAAAAACCCUACGCCUGAGAAAGAUGCAGAAAAACACUCACUUGGAGAAACCUCGGAACCACCAGUAUCCGACCCAUCAGCCCCUAGUUUUACAGAAGAGAGAUUGACAGAAGAGGAGAGACAGAGAUGGUGGGAGAGUAAGAGAGAGAACGAGUUCUAUGCAAAAAGUAUAGAAGUUUUUAAAUGUGCGAAAUGUGUGGAGCCCUUUUUCACAAGAAGGACGUUUUUGGGACAUGAGAAGAUGCAUACUGAGAUGUAUGGCAAGCUGUCCUGUGACAUUUGCAAGCUGAGGUUCCACGCGGAGCCAGCCCUGGCGACGCAUAAGGACAGGCAUUACAGACUGCUGAAAUGUACGCGCUGUGCCCACGCGUGGGACACUCCUAACUCCAUGCGACGGCACUGCGAGACGGAGCAUUCGGUCCCUAUCACUCUCUGGAACUGCGACAUCUGUUCUCGCGAGUUCACUCGCUACAGAAAAUACUUGAACCACAUCCGCGGGCACGGCUGCGAGGAGUGCCCCCAGUGCGGGAAGAAGAUCUUCGAUCACAUGACCCGUAUGAAGUACCACAUGCUUACACAUAAGGACUUGGAACGGCUGUUCAAGUGCUCGGAGUGUGACAAGAGCUUCAAGUGCAAGGCAAUCCUGACUACCCACGUCGCUCGAGUCCAUACUGGCAAGGAUGACGUGAUGCAUUGCGCGCUGUGUAAUAAGCGGUUCAAGAACUCGUACUCAUACAACAACCACAUGAAGUACUCCGGCCAACACGUCACCAGCGAUAUGCUCACGCAUAACUGCACAGAGUGCCGCAGGGUGUUCCCGACCGGCACCAUGCUGCGCCGGCACAAGGAGAGCCUGCACAGCGACGAGCGGAAAUACGAGUGCCCAGUGUGCCACACGAUGUUCAAGUCAUCGGCCAACCGGACGCGGCACCAGCGUCUCGCACACGAAAACCACACCGGGCCCAAGGACAAGAUGUGCGACUACUGCGGGAAGGCUUUCAAGGUAUUAUGA